CUACCCUGUAUCUUGCAAAACAAGGACUUUCAUUUCGUGGCCAUAAUGAAAAAAGGGAGUCUUUAAAUAGAGGUAAUUUCAUUGAACUAUUAGAGACAUUUGGAGACAAGAACACAAAAUUAAAAAUGAAAUCAAGGUACGGUCAUUAUACAUCCCACGAGUACCAAAAUGAUUUGAUAGGUGUUAUUGCUUCAUCUACAAAAAAUAUAAUUUUAAAUAACAUGUCUGAGUUUACUGCAUACAGUAUUUUAGUUGAUGAAACAAAAGAUGCGAGUAAAAAAGAGCAACUGAGUUUUUUAAUCAGAUUUAUUGAUAAAAACUAUAAUAUUCAAGAAAAAGCUCUUGGCUGUUAUCAUAUGAAAAGGUGUGAUGCAGACUCUCUAAGUAAAGCUAUUUUAACUAUUGUUGCGGAAAAUAAGUUGGACAUUAGUAGAUGUGUAGCCCAGUGCUACGAUGGUGCAUCAGUGAUGAGUGGAUCGUUUACAGGUGUACAAAAGAGAAUAGCAGACAUUGUUCCACACGCUAUAUAUAUACAUUGUUAUGCACAUCGUCUUAACUUAUGUUUAUUAAAUUCAAUUCAAGACAUAAGGUCCGUGGUAAACAUGUUUGAUACUGUUCAAGGUAUUUAUACAUAUUUAAUGAAUAGCCAAACCAGGUAUGAAUUAUUCACUAAAAUCCAAAAUGAUAAAAAAAUCAAGGUAUUACAUUUGGAAAGAUUAGUAGAAACCAGAUGGUCGUAUUGGUAUAGCUCACUACAAAAAAUAAAACAGAGAUACUCAGAAAUUAAAGAAGUUUUGACUAUUUUAACUCUACAAGGAGAUCAAACAGCUAGAGCAUGUGGAUUACUCGAGGAAAUUUCUACUUUUCAAUUUAUUAUGAUAUUGAGUAUUAUGAAAAAAAUUCUCAAGUGUGUUCACUGCUUGUCAUGUGAAUUACAAUCUACUUCAAUUUUUUUACCUGAUGCUAUGCAUUUGGUCAAAUCAACUAAAAAAGAUCUACAAAGUUUCCGUAACGAAGAGACAUUCUUUCAAAUUCAUAAUAAGUCAAAAUUAUUUGCUAAGAAAAAUGGAUUAGCUGAUGACGAA
This is a messenger RNA of Acyrthosiphon pisum (pea aphid), 1085 nucleotides long. Its product is annotated as zinc finger MYM-type protein 1-like. The record is from RefSeq and is a predicted model, not a curated record. The annotation marks the transcript as partial. The transcript has a single exon. Lineage: Eukaryota; Metazoa; Arthropoda; Insecta; Hemiptera; Aphididae.